UUAGGUUAAGAGUUUAUUGUUCGUUGUGUUGUAAUCCACAUUAGGAGAAAGAAGAGGAAUGAAGCGGAAAGCGGAUAAUGAUUUUCAGAGUGUUUCUGGUGAAGGCAAACCGUAUGCUCUGAGGAAACGCAUCAAACUUUCAGAGAUGGAGAACACAAGAGACACAGAGAUGACCAGCUAUGAGGAGAAAACCAGUUCAGGAGGAAGAGGAGAGAAACGGAAAGCGGAUGAUGAUUUUCAGAGAGUUUCUGGUGGAGGUAAAUCAUACGCUCUGCGGAAACGCAUCAAAGUUUCAGAGAUGGAGAACACAAGAGACACAGAGAUGACCAGUUUUCAGGAGAAAACCAGCUCAGGAGGAAGAGGAGAGAAGCGGAAAGCAGAUGAUGCUUUUCAGAGUGUUUCUGGUGGAGGCAAACCAUCUGCCCACCAAAAACGCAUUAAAGUUACAGAGCUGGAGAACACAAGAGAAGACGCCGACACAGAGGCGUCCAGCUCAGCUCCAAGAGGACAGAAGAGAAAGGCUGAAUGUCUUGAUCAGGACAGCAGAAAUCAGGACACUGUGGCUGCCAAACAAAUGAAAACAGCAGAGAUCCAACAUGGCGGCAGCAGCGGCGGGAAAACUGCAGCUGAAAACAGCAGCCCAGCUGAAAACAGCAGCCCAGCUGAAAACAGCAGCUCAGCUGAAAACAGCAGCUCAGCUGAAAACAGCAGCCCAGCUGAAAACAGCAGCCCAGCUGAAAACAGCAGCCCAGCUGAAAACAGCAGCCCAGCUGGAAACAGCAGCUCAGGAUCUAUACUUGACAAAUAUGUGCUUGGAGAGAAGCUGGGACAGGGAAACGGUGGCACUGUCUAUCUGGCUACACGGAAAUCUGACGGCCAGAAGGUAACGGUCACUUCAACUCUGCAGUGGUCUUUGUGUGUGUGUGUGUGUGUGUGUGUGUGUGUUUUAUGCAGGUCAGAUCAGACAUCUCUCUGGCUUAAAUAAGUUUUGACUUUAUGCUUUCUUUGCAGGUUGCCAUAAAAGUUGUGAAUAAGGACUUUUACGGAUACUUGUACACUAUGAAUGGACAUACUAUCCCGGAAGCAUAUCAUAUGAUGGUCCUCAAGGAACCUCCGCUCUGCCCGCACAUCAUUGAGCUGUACGAGUACGCCAUGGAGGGAAGGAAUAACUACCUGGUCAUGGAGUACGCGUCCUCGUACAUAACCUUGGAUGAAUUCAUCAGGAAGAACAAUGGCCUCCUGAGUGAGAGUGUUGCGCGGCAGCUGAUCAUGCAGCUCAUUAUCGCAACACAGCGCUGCCUUGAGCAUGGCAUAGAACAUGCGUCCAUAUAUAAAGACAACGUCCUGGUCAAUCCAAAGACCCUGCAGCUCAAGCUGAUUGAUUUUGGCGACAGUUAUUAUACUGAAAAAGGCCACUGGAGAUCCCCCUAUCUUGGAGUAACGAGAUACCGUCUACAGGAGGGGGAACCCUACAGAUCCAUUCGUUUUGCUGUUGAUUCACAUGUCAUGGCUGUUUUACUAAUGCUGUCCUAUAUGGUCAAUGGAUAUUUUCCUUACUCCAGAUAUAAACGUCCACGAUUUCACCCCAGAUUGUCGGCAGGUGAGAAAACAGCACUACACAUGGUGCAGCUCAUGGGCGUCGCUAGGCCUCUUAUUUUCACUCAGCCCCCCUAAAGGUUUUGGGAUUAACUCAUGAAUGGUCCACAGCUAAAUUAUCGCCUCAGUCCCCUUUCAAUUUCAUAUGAAAACGGCAGCAGACUUCAGCUCCUCCGUUUUUAACUUAUUUCUCAUUUAAUCAGCAAAGCCGUUCCGAGUGAGAGCAGAAGCUGUGUGUUUAUCGGUAGACUGGUAUAAUAUCAGCAUGUUUGCAGUUCUUUGCUGUAGAAACUCUUGUAUCACUUGUACCCCAAUCGGGUUUCCCAUCUACUAUUUCCUCAGCGCUCCUCUCAUCAUCACAGCUGUUUCCUCCAGCGAACAUGUAACUCUUAACCAACAUUUCACUAUGUUAUUUCAAAAUGAACUCUGAAUAUAAAACACAUGACGGUGCAUGUGGCAUUAACUACAGCACACCUUCAUGCACAGAAGCGCUCAGUGAAUGCACUCAUUUUACCUGCACAUCAUGUGACAUCAUCGGACUCAAAUUAAUUUCUGACUUAUAUUAUGAUUAUGAAACAUGUAAAUUAGCCUGUACUAUUUUUAUAUGUUUAUUUUUAGGCCAUUGUGAAUGAGAAAAGUAAAAUGUACUGGAGUAUAGAAAGUGGUUUGUACCACAGUAAACAGGUGUGUUGAGCCGAUUUCACUCAUCCAGAACUCAAAUGGCUCUGCCUGCCUAUGAA
This is a messenger RNA of Danio rerio (zebrafish), 2336 nucleotides long. Lineage: Eukaryota; Metazoa; Chordata; Actinopteri; Cypriniformes; Danionidae. The record is from RefSeq and is a predicted model, not a curated record.